Salvelinus namaycush (lake trout) is the source of this 4210-nucleotide messenger RNA. RefSeq names its product leucine-rich repeat and calponin homology domain-containing protein 1-like. The record is from RefSeq and is a predicted model, not a curated record. Gene Ontology annotation, molecular function: protein binding. NCBI's taxonomy places the organism in Eukaryota, Metazoa, Chordata, Actinopteri, Salmoniformes, Salmonidae. The coding region runs from base 88 to 2352 and encodes 754 amino acids. The transcript is spliced from 19 exons.
UUCGCGCACCGCUGAAGUCUCUCCCGUAGUUUGUGCCUGGAUACAAUCGUCGUAGAGCAUUUAAUUUACAAUAAAGGUGAGGCGAAUAUGGCGACGUUGGGACCAGACCCUCGUCCACAUUCCCAGCUCGCAUCUGCCUCUAUACAAAGUAACAUUAGCGGCAAUACCGUGCCAACUAACCGCGGCUUGGAAAGAGCGUUGGAAGAAGGAGCGAACUCCGGGUUUUUUAACCUCAGCGCCAGGAAACUCAAAGAAUUCCCUAGGACAGCAUCUAAUUUUGACUUAUCAGAUACAGUGGAAGCAGACCUGUCAAGGAAUCGUUUGGCGGAGGUCCCCUUGGAGGUGUGUCACCUGGUCGCCUUGGAAUCGCUGAACCUCUAUCACAACUGUAUCAAAACUAUUCCUGACACCAUCAUCAACCUACAGUCACUCACCUCCUUAAACCUCAGUCGGAACCAGCUGUGUGCUCUGCCAGCCUGCCUGUGUGGGUUGCCCCUACGAGUCCUCAAUGCCAGCAACAACAAGCUGGUGUGUAUACCUGAGGCCAUCGGUCAGCUCAGGAGCCUCAUGGAGCUGGAUGUGAGCUGUAAUGAGAUCACUGCUCUGCCCCGUCACAUCGGCCGACUCAAGGCCCUCCGAGAACUCAACGUCCGCAGGAACCUGCUCUGUGUCCUUCCUGAAGACUUGGCGGAGCUUCCCCUGGUGAAGUUUGACUUUUCCUGUAACAAGGUGUCUACCAUCCCAGUGAGCUACAGGAAGAUGGCCCAGCUCCAGAACCUACAGCUGGAGAACAACCCCCUACAGAGCCCCCCUGCACAGAUCUGCAUGAAAGGCAAAGUUCACAUAUUUAAGUACCUGAGCAUCGAGGCAUGUCGAAGUGACAAGAUGCCUGAUUCUCUCUACCUGCCUGUCAUGGAGCGCCUCAGCCUAUCACGACCCGCCACCGGCAGCACGGAGGACAUUGACCAGAAUAAGAAACAGGACACUGACUCAGGAGUUGGCAGCGACAACGGGGACAAGAGACUGUCUGCCACCGAGCCUUCAGAUGAGGACAGCUUGAGUCUCAAUGUCCCCAUGUCCCACAUCACAGAGGAGGAGGGGCUAAGCAAAGACGACUCCAGCGAACACAUCAGCGCUCUAACAGCGGACCCCCACGGGGACGGGGUGCAACUGAUAGAGGAGAGCCCAACAGAGGCCCUGAAAGACCUGAAGGAACAGUUAGGCUACAGAGACUCCUCUUCGGCUCUCAGCAACCGCUUCCGCAGCUACAUCAAGGGACGGACGCCAGACUACGACGAGCCCCUCAGGAUAGAGGAAGACACACACUGGGCCUCUGAACAGACGUCAAAGGUCACAGAAGGAACGCACAUUGCCAUGAUCAACCAGCUGAAGGAGGCUGUGGACCUACUACAAGACCCUAACAGAGUGAGUAUGGAAACAGAGGACCUAUCUGGAGUUCAGCUUUACCCUGUUGAGAUGGUCAUGGUGGAAGACUCUCUCAAUGGCCAAGACAGUGACGGCAGUGAAGAACAAACCACACCCAAGGGAGAAGACAGAAUUCCAGGCAGCGGUCCCACGUUUACCACUCCUCCCACCCCUCCCUUCGGGUUGAAGCCCCGCUCGGCCCCUGCCUCACUGCCCUGCUUGCCCCAGCCCUGUCUCCGCCCCCUCCUCACACAGGCCCUGUCCGUCGAUAAAGACACUCCCCCUAGACCAGGCGAUGGAGUCAUGCACAGCAGUGUGUUCCUGAGGACCCAUAAGAGUCUGGAGUCUGUGGAUCCUCAGUUCACCAUGAGGAGGAAGAUGGAACAGCUGAGAGAAGAGCUGGAGCUGAUGGAACAACUCAGAGAGAGUAUAGAGAGCAGACUGAAGGUGGCUCUUCCUGAAGACCUCGGCUCCUCCCUCAUGGACGGGGUGGUGCUCUGCCAUCUGGCCAAUCACAUUCGCCCACGCUCCGUGGCCAGCAUCCAUGUGCCCUCGUCCGCUGUGCCCAAACUCAGCAUGGCCAAGUGUCGGAGGAACGUGGAGAACUUCCUGGAUGCCUGUAGGAAGAUGGGCGUUCCCGAGUCGUCCCUCUGCUCAGCAUAUGACAUCAUCCAGUGUCACCUGCGGCCGAUCCGUGUCACCGUGUGCGCCCUGGUCGCCAUGGAGACCCCCACAGAGGGGAGGAACUCUGACAGACAGGGGGAGGACCCGAGUCCAAACCCAAGCCCUGCCCCAGAGGUGUCUACACAGGUCGCCUUGGCUCCGUCUCCCGCCUGGCAGCCCUGGGACCUGAUUGGCUCGAGCCUAGUACAUGUCUUCUGUCUCCUCCUGCUGUUUGUGGCCUAUAGCUGGAGCGAGCUGACGUAAUGCCACCUGUCAAUCUCCUGUCAAAGCCCCCCCUCCCGCAUGUGCCAACACAUCUCCGUCCGCAAUCCUCCUCCUCUUUUUCUUCAACCUCGUUUCUGUCCAGAAAAAACUGCUGACUCACACACAUAGUGUGUCUCUCAUACACACUUUUAUUCAUGCACACAUUGCAGAUGCGCACCAAUAAACUCCAAUAAAUACCAACUCACAACCUCACACACAUACUGUCCCCAUCAAUACUGCACAUUCCAACUGUUGAAAGAAUCCUGGAGCUUGUACACAAGGGGUUUACCGGAAGACUCUCUACAACUCUUUGACCAAUGUGUCAAAUCAAGCCUAUCAUGUUGGACUCUUGGCUUUAUUAAUGCCCUCUGGGGUCACAGACCUGUCUCUUGGUUCCAUACAGCCUGUCUAGUUUGGGUCCAGGUAAGCACAGAGCAUUAAUAGGGUUCCUCUAUCAAGCUGGAUCUUGGCGCUUUUUUGUCGCAUUGGUCUGUCUCUUCGAGACACAUCAAAUACAGGUAAAAUACUGUCUGCUCAAAGGAAAUAGUAAAGCUCAAUAGUGAUGCCAACUAUGACACAAAGACACAACAAACAGUUUAUAGGUUUGGACCUAAUAAACACACCACUUAUGACUAGACUGUAAAAUGUCACUACAGAACACUGUCACUAAAUAAAGUUCAAUAAUCACGUCACUACUGCACAUCUUUACCACCCGACCAUCUACAGGUAACUGCCAAAAUAAUGGAAACGCUUGAGUAAAUGAUGGAUACAAAAUAUAUUGAACGCAGAUGCUUCCACACAGGUGUGGUUCCUGAGUUAAUUAAGCAAUUAACAUCCCAUAGGGUCAUGUAUAAAAAGGCAGGCCAUUAUUUUGGCUACUAUGGCGAUGUCCCCAUAGGAUGACAGGGCACGAGUGAUCACUGAGUGGUUUGAUGAGCAUGAAAACGAUGUAAACCAUAUGUCAUGGCCAUCUCACUCCCCAGAUCUCAAUCCAAUUUAACACGUAUGGGAGAUUCUGGAGCGGCGCCUGAGACAGCGUUUUCCACCACCAUCAAAACACCAAAUUGUGAAGUUUUUUGUGGAAGAAUGGUGACGCAUCCCUCCAAUAGAGUUCCAGACAGUUGUAGAAUCUAUGCCAAGGUGCAUUGAAGUUGUUCUGGCUCGUGAUGGCCCAACACCCUAUUAAGACCCUUUAUGUUGGCGUUUCCUUUAUUUUGGAAGUUACCUGUACAUAACUUUCAUAUUGCUAUAGUUGAUUUACCCUGGGGGAGUUACAUGACUACAGUAUGUAGAAGUUUUGGGCCGACUAUUGUAUUACUUACUUUAAAACCUCAUGAAGAUACAUUGGAUGGAAGUUUAUUUUACCCAGCGACUGCAAUUGGUAUGCCAUUAUACUAUUAGUUAUGUGUGUUUUAACUCAGCCAUUGCUGUGAGGCUUUAUAAUGACUUGUAUAUCUGAUGGUGUGAAUGGAACUGGUAAUAAAUGUAUAGUUACCACCUCACCUAUUUUGUGUUGCUGUUCUCUGAAGAAUGAUGAUGCUGUUCAGAUUCUUCAUAAUGGUUAUUCAACAUACUCCUACACACACCUGUACUGUCUAUGUCCCCUCAUCACCAUCGUUGCAUUGGGAGGUCUUGAUUUACUUAUGUUUUGUCUGUCUCCCUAUUUCUGUUCCACUCAUUCCCGAACCCCCCCCCCCCACUCCCCACUCUCUGUUUGUCUCCUUUCUCUUUCUUCUCUGUGGAACCUCCACAGGAUAAGCUGUGUCUGCCUCAUCACAUACUAGAGGAGAAGGGUAUGAUAAAGGUGAGCAUGACAGUUCAGGCGCUGGUGGAUGAGUCUUCAACCAAGCAGGCUCUC